GCCCCACUCUAAAAGCUCUGAAACUGCCUAGGUCGGCUAGCUACCGUUUGCCCGACUCCAUGAUUCCUCUAUACUACCAGGUGACGCUACAACCCAGAAUGUACAAUACCGACCCAGACAAGUUCGUUUUCAAGGGCAGUGUGAAGAUCCACAUGAGAUGUCACAGUCCGACAAACAACAUUACUCUACAUGCCAGCGGACUUAUUUUGAAAAGAACAUCUGUUAAAUUCUUCCCAGAAGAACGCUCAUUUUUGGGAGAUCCAAAGUAUACGCAUUUUGUGAAAGAUAAAGAGAGACAAUUCGUCACAUUUUGGCUAGACAAGACCACAGAGCAUUAUUGGCUGCAGAUGGAUUUCAAAGGGCCACUAAGGACUGAACCAGUCGGUCUCUACUACAGUGAAUACAUGGAUAACAACGUUACCAAAUAUAUGGUUAACACGCAGCUCCAGCCAAUCUAUGCCAGGAAAGUCUUUCCAUGUUUUGAUGAGCCAGCAACGAAAGCCCAGUUUCAAAUUAACAUCCUCAGACCAGCCAACCGCAUUUCUUUGUCCAACAUGCCGAUUGAUAACUCAGAUGAACAUAUUGAAAACAACGGCAUCGUGUUUCAGAAGGACGUCUAUGCUCGGACACCGACUAUGUCCACCUACCUAUUGGCUUUUGCUGUCUGCGACUUUCAUUCGCAAACCCGUAUUUUCAAUGACAGCAUAACUCUCAAAACUUGGGCUCAACCAAGGUUUGCUAAUGACACCCUAACGGCGCUACAUUUUGCAGAAGAUCUACUGGGCGACUUUAAAGAUUUCUUUGCAGUUAAAAUAUCCUUUAUCAAAGCAAGAAAACAUCACUUGUUGUAUAAUUCGGCUGUAAAUACUAAAUCGACCUAUGAUAGAAUGGCUUCGACAAUUUCCCGACAGUUUGCACAUCAGUGGUUUGCUGCUCGUGUGGCCCCAACAUGGUGGACCGACGACUGGGUAAACGAAGCCGUUGCUAGUUUCUUGGCACGAAUACGGAUUACCAAAUUGGUUUCUCCCUGUAAAACGGAUGAAAUCUUUGUGGCUGAGACGCUGCAUCCUGUUAUGGAGCUUGAUAGCACCGAUGAUACACGUCCUCUUUCUAUGCAAGUUCAAACACCGGCAGAAAUUACGAAUUUGUUCGAUGACAUCUAUUUUAAAAAAGGUGUUUCAAUUGUCAGAAUGGCAAAC
Candidula unifasciata is the source of this 1199-nucleotide messenger RNA. Lineage: Eukaryota; Metazoa; Mollusca; Gastropoda; Stylommatophora; Geomitridae. The record is from the annotation of a GenBank genome assembly.